GUUUACUUUUCAUGGAUACAGGUGAUAGCUAUACUUCAAACUUAGCCAUGGAUAGUUCAACCUAGUAUGGCUUACUUCCUUCUUCGAGUCUUGCUCACUUUGCAAAAACGAUAUCACACGUCUCGCCCUUAAAACUAUGUGAAGAAAGGAGUCAAAUAAGCUCGGUCGAACAGAGAAACGUCACGUACCCGACAUUGUUCGCUCCUGGAUUUUGUAAGAAACUAUCCAGAGUCAAAUCCAGACACCCCCAACUUCUUCUCCAAGUACUUCGUAAACUCUCGUACAACUGCUUGGUUGACUCCUGGGUUACCGACCGUGAUACCGGUCUUCAGAUGACGCCAAACAGUGCUUCGGGCGUUUUCAGCGUCUCAGAGGCGAGCUUCACAUCAAGUGUCAAUGAAGGGGUUGCAGUUUCAUUUGAAUGUUUCCAAAUCCUUACCUUCGAAAAUCCCAGAACAAAAUCUUUCUCGUCAGCAACCUACUCCGGGAACAAUUUCAGACGCUACGGUCUUGAAGACAGCGGAAUAGCGAAGAACAGACCUUCACAUUCGUCUCUACUCUGAUGGUGGGCAUUGUUGUUAGUGGGUCGGGACAUUUUCCAGAGGGUACGAUGAGAAUUUAAACGAACGGGGUGGGAAUGACCAUCAAGUCAUUCGCUGCUUAUCGAAACCAGCUGACUAUUUUUGUAUUACCGAGGCAAGGAAAAAACUGAACGUGCGAGUCUUUUUUAAUCAUGAGAACGAACUUGCUCCCGGCCAAAAAUCACAUUCGCGAUUACUCCUCUUUUUCCCUCCGCUCAGAUGCCUCCGCCCUUAGUUUGGCUUAUCACAGGAACGUCCUCUGGCCUUGGAAAGCGCCUCGUAAAGUCUGUGCUUGACCGCGGCGAUUAUGUGAUCGCUACCGCUCGUCAUCUAUCCAAAAUCCAAUCUUCCGAUAUCUUCUCUCCCUCUGAACAUCUCAAACUCCUUGAACUCGAUCUCUCCUGGGACUCUUCUCGCAUGCAGCGCGUUGUUGAGGAUGCGAUCGGAUUUCAGGGCAGAAUCGAUGUGCUAGUGAAUAACGCGGGAUGGGCUCUCAAGUAUCUCGUGGAGGAUUGCGGGGUUGAGGAGUUCAAAGAGCAGUUUGAGUGCAAUUUUUUCGGUGUCGUGAGGUUGACAAACCUGGUAUUGUCGGGUAUGCGACAGCGAAGACAAGGAUGCGUAGUGAUGGUUGGAAGCAGGUCUAGUUGGCUUUCGGAGCUACCGGCGACUGCGUUAUACACAUCCUCGAAAGCCGCGUUGAGAGUUUAUAGCGAAACUCUAGCCUCAGAAGUGGCACGAUUUUCUGUUAAAGUGUUGAUCGUGGAGCCAGGUGCUCUACGGACGGAGGGAAUCGUCUCCGCGCGACCAUACAUACCUCUCGGGAACAUCCCGGAAUAUCAGGAUCUGCGCGAGAGGGUGGAUACGUACUACAGGAUCGACGUCGAUGGAAAACAACGCAAUGAUCCCGCAAAAGUAGCAAAAGUCAUCGUAGACGUUGUUAAAGGAGAGGGAGCUGCUGGUGGUAGACCUUGGCCACUGUACCUCCCGUUAGGUGUGGAUGGCGUCGAGGCAAUGAAGAACAAAUGUGAGAGGCUCUUGGAAACAAUAGAGGAGUGGAAAGAUGUUUCAGGUUAUACUGAUCACGAUGAUUAUCGCAAUAAUAUAUAGACG
Messenger RNA from Marasmius oreades (fairy-ring Marasmius), 1691 nucleotides. RefSeq lists its product as uncharacterized. NCBI's taxonomy places the organism in Eukaryota, Fungi, Basidiomycota, Agaricomycetes, Agaricales, Marasmiaceae. The transcript has 7 exons. The coding region runs from base 801 to 1688 and encodes 295 amino acids. The record is from RefSeq and is a predicted model, not a curated record.